Messenger RNA from Cyphomyrmex costatus, 1893 nucleotides. It is a transcript of the gene Rop, whose product is annotated as Syntaxin-binding protein Rop. The coding region runs from base 16 to 1770 and encodes 584 amino acids. Gene Ontology annotation, biological process: vesicle-mediated transport. The transcript has 11 exons. NCBI's taxonomy places the organism in Eukaryota, Metazoa, Arthropoda, Insecta, Hymenoptera, Formicidae. The record is from RefSeq and is a predicted model, not a curated record.
AACAGUCCUGUCAAAAUGGCGCUCAAGGGGCAAGUCGGGCAAAAGAUUAUGAACGAGGUGAUCAAGCAAAAGAAGAAGUCAACAGGUGGGGUAGAAUGGCGAAUCUUGGUAGUGGAUCAACUUGCUAUGAGAAUGGUGUCCGCUUGCUGCAAGAUGCACGAUAUCAGCGCUCAGGGUAUCACCCUGGUGGAGGAUAUCAAUAAGAAACGCGAACCUCUGCCGACGAUGGAAGCCAUUUACCUUAUUACGCCUUGUAAUUCGUCGGUGCAGAAAUUGAUUGACGACUUCAGUAAUCCGACAAGGACCAUUUACAAAGUAGCUCAUGUGUACUUCACAGAAGUAUGCCCGGAGGAGCUGUUCAAUGAAAUCUGCAAGUCUCUUGCUGCUAAAAAGAUCAAAACCCUCAAAGAGAUCAACAUCGCAUUCUUGCCGUACGAAUCGCAGGUCUUCUCGUUGGACUCACGUGAAACUUUCGCUUGCUUUUACAACGCCUCUUUCUUUAAUCUGAGGUCAGCCAAUAUGGAGCGUAUUGCUGAACAAAUUGCAACACUUUGCGCCACACUUGGAGAAUAUCCAUCAGUUAGAUAUCGCAGUGACUUCGAUCGCAAUGUUGAACUCGCUCAAUUGGUGCAACAAAAACUAGAUGCAUACAAGGCUGAUGAACCAACAAUGGGAGAAGGGCCUGAAAAAGCUCGUUCUCAAUUAUUGAUUCUAGAUAGAGGAUUUGAUUGCGUCUCACCUUUACUACAUGAACUUACACUGCAAGCUAUGGCAUAUGAUUUGUUGGACAUUGAUAACGAUGUCUACAGGUUUGAAGUAACAGCAGGUCAAGAAAAAGAAGUAUUGUUGGAUGAAAAUGAUGAUUUAUGGGUCGAACUCAGGCAUCAACAUAUUGCCGUAGUCUCUCAGAAUGUCACUAAAAAUUUGAAAAAGUUUACAGAAUCAAAAAGAAUGCCACAGGGUGAUAAACAAAAUAUGCGAGACUUGUCGCAGAUGAUCAAAAAGAUGCCGCAAUAUCAAAAAGAAUUAAGCAAAUAUGCUACACAUUUACAAUUAGCCGAAGAUUGCAUGAAGCGUUAUCAAGGAAAUGUAGAUAAACUUUGUAAAGUGGAGCAAGACUUAGCCAUGGGUACUGAUGCGGAAGGCGAACGUAUCAAAGAUCAUAUGAGGAAUAUCACACCGAUUUUGCUUGAUCAGACUGUGAAUCAUUUGGAUAAAUUACGUAUCAUAGCUUUAUAUGUCAUCAGCAAAAACGGCAUCACCGAUGAGAAUCUUAAUCGUUUAGUUCACCAUGCCCAAGUAACUGUUGAUGACAAACAGACUAUUGUUAAUAUGGCAAAUCUCGGCAUUAAUGUUGUUGUAGAUAGCAAUCGUAAAAAGUUAUAUACGGUACCACGCAAGGAAAGAAUUACAGAGCAAACUUACCAAAUGAGCCGUUGGACGCCAGUCAUUAAAGACGUUAUGGAGGAUUCCAUCGAGGAUAAACUAGAUUCUAAACAUUUUCCGUUCCUUGCCGGACGUGCAGCUAGUUCAGGAUAUCAUGCACCAACCAGCGCACGAUAUGGACAUUGGCACAAAGACAAAGGUCAACAGACUAUAAAAAAUGUUCCUCGUUUGAUCGUUUUUAUAGUUGGAGGAAUGUGCUUCUCUGAAAUACGAUGUGCAUAUGAAGUUACGAACGCAUUAAAAAAUUGGGAAGUUAUAAUCGGUUCAUCCCAUAUAAUUACACCAAAGUCAUUCCUGAAUGAUUUGAGUAAAGUACACGUCUAAAUGAUUGAUAUUUAACAAAUAGAGAUAACAUUCCUGAAUUCCUAAUUUGCCAUUAGUUUCAAUUCCAUCAGUAAUAUCAUUUAUGAAGCCAUGAAUGAUCUCGAGUAUAAAAUUAGGUUUAUU